Messenger RNA from Guillardia theta CCMP2712, 764 nucleotides. RefSeq lists its product as hypothetical. Lineage: Eukaryota; Cryptophyceae; Pyrenomonadales; Geminigeraceae. Bases 34 to 624 code for a protein of 196 amino acids. The record is from RefSeq and is a predicted model, not a curated record. The transcript has 5 exons.
GGGAAGUUCGCAGGACCAUCCGCAGCGGCCGUCAUGGCAGCCGUCAUGGCCGGUUUGGCUCUGAUACUCGCUUGUUCGCAUUCGUGGAGUGGCAGUAGGAGCAGCGGCUUGUUAGAAGGAGGGGGGUUUCUCGGUGACUUGCCAAAAGGUGGGGAGACGGGAAGACAGACUGUCAAGGAAAUGAAGGCAUUGCUCAAGGACACAGCCAAUAAGAAACAGCUGCAGAACAAACUCGCAACAAAACUGCUGGGCAGAGCUGCACAACAUGUGCAUAAUGCAAAGGCAAGAGCAGCGGCGGCGGCGGCAGCUGCCGAAAUUGAGAAGAUUCUUGACGUACCAAGCGCGAGAGACAUCGUAGAAGGACAUUCCAGGGACCACUCACAGACAUCGGAUGUGAAGGUAAAGCCAUCUCACAAGCUCAAGCUGGCAACAUGGCUCAAGACCCCCAAAGAUGAAGGCAAAUUCAGUUACUCUAAGAAGCAGCUCGAACGAACAUCGAGUCCUUGUGCCACACGACAUGAUUAUGAAUGCAACGAGAUGGACGCAGCGUCACAAGCACAUGGCUGGUCUGACACUCCAGAUAGAAGUGUGAUGGGCGCGUCGAAUUAUGAUUCACAAUAUUAGAACUGUCGAGAUGAUACCAUGCUCUGUUGCUGGUGAAAAAUCCGUGCACGGCUAGAAAGAAAUCCUUGUGUUUGAACUCUUAACUCAAAUGCUCAGCCUAGAAAGUGUAAAAUGCAAUGAGUAAAUGCAAAAGAAAAUUG